This is a messenger RNA of Plasmodium cynomolgi strain B, 2805 nucleotides long. RefSeq lists its product as hypothetical. The transcript has 2 exons. The record is from RefSeq and is a predicted model, not a curated record. Lineage: Eukaryota; Apicomplexa; Aconoidasida; Haemosporida; Plasmodiidae. The coding region runs from base 1 to 2805 and encodes 934 amino acids.
AUGAAGAGCAUGCACAUUGGCUUGGCCCUUCUCUAUUGCACGGUGCUGAAUGUACUGCACGCGCUGCUAAAGUGUGGUAGGUUGACAAAGGACCCGCUGCAUAGCAAAGGGCUUGGUUACAUCUCCUCCCUGGAGAAACAAAACACUGCGAACAGCGUCCACCUUAAACACAUCACGCUUAUAAAGAGGAAGAAAAAGAGGUUCAUUCUUUCGAAGAAAAAAAGAGACGCUAACAUGUUAAUUACGGUGCGCCCUUCUCAGCAGGAGGAUGCGGAUGGGCCCAGGAUGAGUCCCUCCCCCCUGUGUAUGCUUAGUCAGGAUUACCUAGAUGCCUCAGAUGGGAGAAGCGACCAAUCUGGUGGAAGUGGUGAAGACGGCGGAGGCUUCCCAGACGAAGGGGGCGAGGCGGACCACCCCAGCAGAGAACCCCACAGACAGCUGCAACCCGUGAGCGAGGCCCUGUCCCCCAGCUCCCCGGGGCAUGACGACGGGGAUGACGUGGAAGAAGACCAAGAUGCGAGGAGGAGGAAGAAGAAGAAGAAAAAGGAGUCAAAGGGGGGGAGCGGCAAUCCCGCAGAGGAGGAAAGCAACCUCGACGGAAGGGCAGACGAAAGCAACCUCGACAGAAGGGCAGACGAAAGCAACCUCGACAGAAGGGGAGACGGAAGCAACCGCGAUAGAAAGGAAGACCUGCUGAACGCCGACUGUCCAAAGCACGACGCGCACCUGUCCGACAUAGCCAACUCCUAUUUGAAGAAAGCUGAGACGAUGGAAAACAAACAGCUAGCUGGUCUGGACAAGGAAAAAAUGAUAGAGGAAUACAAUCGGUUGGUACAAGUUCUCAAAGAAAGUGGACAGAAAAAAAUGAAGCAGUAUGAAGGGAACGAGAAGAAUAACAUGUAUGAGCUAAACGAGAGAGUUAUUAACAGCUCGAGGAAGCUGAACCUGGAGAGGAUGAAGAAGGAGAUCGAGAAGUCUUUCACUCCCAACGAUGCUGUGGAGAAGAAAAUCCAAGACUAUAUCACCGCGAGGGCUACUGACGCCCCCCAGGACGAACUGCUCCAGGAGCACGAGGAAAGGGAAAAUAGGGAAAUCCUGAAGCAGCUGUCCAGGGGGGACUACAGCGGAGUGAAUAAAUUUCACUUUAAGUUCUCCGCGAAGGACCUGGAGAGGAUGAAAGAUAUCAAUUGCACGGAUGAAGAAUCGGCAGAGGAGAAAAAACUAAUCGACGCUGCAUUUGAUAGGAUAAUGAAGGACAACCCUGUGGUGAAGGAGUUCAAGGGCAGGGAGAAGGCCUUCCUGCAGUUGUACGAGCGGGGGCGCAGGGAGAACAUGAUCGAGCGCGACGAGCAGGUGGAGAAUCUGAAGUACUACAAUGAGAUGCAGAGGCGGAGGAGCGGGCGCGUCCAAAGUGGAGACACUGUCGAGACUGGCGAGACUGGCGAGACUGGCGAGACGGGCGGCGGGAGCGCCUCUCAGGGGAGCGCCUCCGACGGGAGUGACCGUAACGCCCCACCCGGCGAACUGAUCGACAAGAAACUAUUUUUCAACAGAGUGUCCUCCCAAUUCGUGGACAUCAAAAAGGAAGACAUCGAAGAAAUGAGCGAGGCGCAAGUAAGAGAUGAGCUGAGGAAAAGGGGAUACCCCACCUUCGGUUCCAUCAAAGAAGUUAAAAUGAGACUCCAAGAUGUCAUGCGCAUAAGGAAGAACCACGAAUACGACGUUAGGAGCAUAAUCAAGAACCCAGAGAAGCAUGUACUCUCCCACAUAAGACUCGACAAAUUAAAGGAAAACUUGAAGCAAUUUAAGGAGAAUGAGCGUUACGGAGAUACCGAGUCGAAGAUUAAACAGCUGGAUGCAGCCAUGGAGAUAUCAAAUUUUAUUAAUGACCCUGUGGAUUACCUACGUAUAGACACUACGGAGAGGUUCGCAGGGCCAACGGGGGAGUACCCACAUGGGGAGCAGUCACGUGGGGAGCACCCACAUGGGGAGCACCCACAUGGGGAGUACCCACAUGGAGAGCACCCACCCGAAGAAGAUUUGUCCAAAAUUCCCAUCGUGAACGACUGCAACAUUAGCGAGCAGAUAUCCAUGGCGGAAAGGCUCAGAAAAAAUUUCACCCUAGAAGGAGACGAGAGACAACCAGAUCAAGUGGUUCGAUUCGGAGGUGAAGAAGACCCCGCGUCGUUAGCCUCACCCGUAUCCUCACCCACAUCGUCUGAAAGCGAACUGCAAGAACAGAAGGAGGAACUGCACAGAAGGGAAGUACUCAAAUUCGGAGGACUGCAAGAAACAGUAGAGGAGUUCCACUCCAAGCAUAGUCUACCUUUAGAUUUCAUCGGCGAUUUUAUUUGUAAGAUGUCUAGUGAAACUACGUAUAAUAUAAAUAGGUAUAGGAAAAGGAGAAAAGGAGAGUUAGAAGAUAUGGAGAGAAACGAAUUUGAGAUGCUAAUUUCUGGUCAUUCAAUUAAUAGAGAUUUUAUUGUAUACAAAUUUAUUAAUACGGAUGAGUUAAUUAGUACAUAUCUCACGACGAAGGAUAUUGUUACUUUGAUUGAGUAUAGUAACAUGGCUGACCCAGUCGAUAUAAUUCAUUUUUACUCUCCGGAGACUAUCUUUAUGCUGAGUGAGGAGUAUGGGAUCACUGUGGAUAGGGUGAUAGAUGCGUGCACUCGGCUGAACAUUCGCCUGCCCUUCGGUGGAGACACGCACCUGAACGCGAACUGCUUCAACGUGCUCACCACGUACUUGGCGCGGGUGCGCGAAGAGGACAGGCGGCUUGGCGCCCGGGGGCGGUGCGGCUAG